Messenger RNA from Dioscorea cayenensis subsp. rotundata (Guinea yam), 1302 nucleotides. RefSeq names its product flavanone 3-dioxygenase 2-like. The coding region runs from base 72 to 1088 and encodes 338 amino acids. Lineage: Eukaryota; Viridiplantae; Streptophyta; Magnoliopsida; Dioscoreales; Dioscoreaceae. The record is from RefSeq and is a predicted model, not a curated record. The transcript is spliced from 4 exons.
AAAUCAUUCAUACUAUAAUAAUAUUCAGUCUUCCCAAGUCUACCCUUUAUCCUCUCUUCCAUGUCUAACUAAUGGCUGAACACCAGCUCUUAUCCACCGGAAUCCCUCACCGGACCUUACCGGAGACUUACAUCCGGCAGGAAUCUGACAGACCAAACUUCACCCGAGUCAUCCAUGAUCACAACAUACCUAUCAUAGACCUAAACUCACCUACCAAAGCUCAAAUCAUCUCCCAAAUCCGUCAUGCCUGCCAAACCUAUGGUUUCUUCCAGGUUGUGAAUCAUGGUGUAGGGUUAGAUUUAGUGGAGAAGAUGAUGACAAUUGGUAAAGAGUUCUUCAAGCUCCCCAUAGAGGAGAAGAUGAGCUUAUACUCUGAUGAUCCUGCAAAGAAGAUGAGGUUAUCCACAAGCUUUAAUGUCCGGAAAGAGACUGUCCGUAACUGGAGGGAUUACCUUCGUCUCCAUUGUUACCCUUUGGAAAGAUACACCCCUGAUUGGCCUUCCAAUCCUCCUCUUUUCAGGGAUGUGGUGAGUUCUUACUGUAAGGAAAUAAGGCAGCUUGGUAUGAGGCUGUUGGGUUUGAUAUCACUGAGCUUAGGUUUGGAGGAGGCCUACAUUGAACAAGUCUUGGGAGAGCAAGAACAACACAUGGCCAUAAACUACUACCCUAUAUGCCCAGAGCCUGAUCUCACUUAUGGCCUUCCUGCCCAUACUGACCCUAAUGCUCUUACCAUUCUUCUCCAAGACCCUCAUGUUCCUGGUCUUCAGGUCUUUAAAGAAGGGCAAUGGAUUGCUGUCAAUCCCCAUCCCAAUGCUUUUGUUAUCAACCUUGGUGAUCAAUUACAGGCAUUGAGUAAUGGGAAAUAUAAAAGUGUGUGGCAUAGAGCAGUGGUAAAUUCUGGGAAGGAGAGGAUGUCAGUGGCUUCAUUCUUGUGUCCUUGUAACACUGCACUAAUUAGUCCACCAAAAAAGCUCAUUGAAGAUGGAUCUCCAGCUGUUUACAGGAGUUUCACUUAUGAUGAGUAUUAUAAGAAGUUUUGGAGCAGGAAUUUGGAUCAGGAACACUGCUUGGAACUCUUUAAAAACUAGCUUUAAUUUAUGUGAUCUGCCAAUUCUUGCUUCUUCUUUUUAGUAGUGUCUUUUUUUUUUAAUGGGGCUAGCUGGUAUUAAUAUUAUGCUAUGGGAUUUAAUGAAGACAAUUCAGAUUAACGUAUAUCAUAUUAAAUUGUCUAGCCAAGGGUUUUUAGGACUUAUAUAAGUACUGUAUCUUGUAUAAUUAUGUCCUAAAUGAUGUUUUUAUUUA